Messenger RNA from Caenorhabditis angaria, 468 nucleotides. NCBI's taxonomy places the organism in Eukaryota, Metazoa, Nematoda, Chromadorea, Rhabditida, Rhabditidae. The record is from the annotation of a GenBank genome assembly.
AUGGAGCCUUGUGAACCUUGCACAUUGCAACAGCUAGUAAGUUUUUUCUCUGCAAAAUAUCGAAAUGAAAUCAAAUUUUUUAAAAUUUUCAGUGUAACGUAAAAAUGAUGGCUCAACUAACGGAUAUAUUUAUGAGGCGAAAAUUGAAGGAACCAGGACUACCAACACUCACUGCUUGGUUUUUUCGUAAUGCUCUCAAUAGAGUUACGUUUAACUCAAAGACACAAGAACAGUACAAAAGGGUAUGCGCUCACUUCAGAAGUUUCUUGCGCUUAGUAGAUUAUACAGAUUUUCCAUCUCUCAAAAAAGACAACACGUUUGAUGUUAGGGAAAUUGCCAUGUUUAUGGAGGAAAUGAAGCGGAAAGGUUGGUCAAUAUAUUUUGAAAAAUAAUAUAUUUCUUGAAGUUUUAAUCUGAAAUUUUUGAGGAUUUGUCGCGGUUCAACAGACGGGAAGAACGCAAAAGUGA